AUGCCGCCGAGACCGACAGCUGCUUCAUCGAUAAGUGACCAUGUUGAGAAGCCCAUACAGAUUUCCACUGCCAGUGGCCCGUCUGCGUCUGCCGGUGUUGUAACCGAGCGCAAGAUCACAGGUGUUGCGUGGUUUGUUGUCAAUGUUGCCCUGCUGUCGGCGACUUUUCUGUAUGCCUUCGACAAUACCGUGACUGCAACGGUGCGACCUGCCAUUGUCGACACAUUUGGCAAUCGCAUAGAUAUGCUCCCGUGGGUUUCAGUGGCGGCGAAACUCAACAAGUUCCUCGACGGCAAGCUUGUCUUUCUCGCUGCCCUGCUUAUUUUCGAAGUAGGAUCUGCGGUUAUCGGCUCAGCGUCGUCCAUUGGCGCCGUCGUCGCGGGUCGCGCUCUGGCUGGCUCCGGUGGCUCUGGCAUCUACGUCGGCACCAUUAGCAUGAUCACUGGAAUGACAACUGCCAAAGAACAAAACCAGUAUCUCAACAUUGUCGGCAUGGCGUGGAGCUUAGGAACUAUUCUUGGACCCGUUAUAGGAUCUGCGUUUGCUGAUUCGCCUGCAACAUGGAGAUGGGCUUUUUACAUCAAUAUCUGCGUUGCCGCCGUUGCCGCCCCCGCGUGUAUCUGGAUUAUGCCUUCGGCGCCACCUAGCAUGUCGCUAGGAGUCAGGGACGUGAUUAAGGCAUUUGACCAUCUGGGUGCUGUGUUAUUUCUUGGCUUUGCCGUGUCGACAGUCAUGCUUUUGGGCUUUGGUGGCGUUGUGUGCAGCUGGGAUAGCGGCCAGAUGAUUGGACUUUACGUUGCCACCGCUGUGCUAUGGAUCCUGUUUGCUCUGCAGCAGAAAUUCCACCUUUUCACGUCGGAUCGCAUUUUUCCCGUGCAGUUCUUCAAGGAUCCAUUGGUGGUUGGCCUGUGGAUCUGGACAAUUGUCGCAGUUUCUGAUAUCGUUGUCACCAUCUACACGCUUCCGCUGUUUUUCCAGUUUGUGCUGCAUGAUUCCUCGAUGCGCUCUGCAGUCUAUACUCUGCCAUUUGUGGCAUCUAUUGUGGUCAGUGCUGGCAUUAGCGGGGGAGUAAUGCCCAAGUUCCCAUGGUACAAGUGCUGGUUCAUCUGGGCCAGUGUCCUGCUCCUUGUUAGCAACGGCCUGCUGUCCAGCAUUCACACGAAUACCUCUCGGGCUACCAUUUGUGGAUACACCAUUAUCCAAGGUUUUGGUGUCGGACCAGUCAUUCAGCUUGGCUAUACUGUGGGCCAGUUGAAGCGUCCGCAGGCGACAAGAAAGGACGUUACGGCGUUCUUCUCUUGUGCGCAGAUGGGUGGUCUAGCCUUGUCACUGGGCAUCGCUACCUCUGUUCUUAUCAACCAUGCCACAGAGAAGAUAUCGCACAUUCUACCAAAUGUCACGGAGGCAGUUACGCAGAGUGUAGCUUCUGUGUUUUACCUGAACAUAUUUGGUGCAGCGCUUGGCUUCCUUAUUGCCCUCCCUCUCAAAUUUGAGAGAUUGGAUUUCGCCGCGCUGCAAUAAUACAAUUACGUACUUGUCUGUUCCAAGCUGACUUAAAUCUACCGCAUACAUCACUGUUAGCAUGAUACAAC
Molecule: messenger RNA, 1592 nt
Organism: Aspergillus neoniger CBS 115656
Lineage: Eukaryota; Fungi; Ascomycota; Eurotiomycetes; Eurotiales; Aspergillaceae
Product: MFS general substrate transporter
Exons: 3
Coding region: 1-1521 (506 amino acids)
Biological process (GO): transmembrane transport
Molecular function (GO): transmembrane transporter activity
Source: RefSeq, a predicted model, not a curated record